This is a messenger RNA of Alternaria conjuncta, 546 nucleotides long. RefSeq lists its product as uncharacterized. Gene Ontology annotation, biological process: protein phosphorylation. The record is from RefSeq and is a predicted model, not a curated record. NCBI's taxonomy places the organism in Eukaryota, Fungi, Ascomycota, Dothideomycetes, Pleosporales, Pleosporaceae. Gene Ontology annotation, molecular function: protein kinase activity; ATP binding. The transcript is spliced from 3 exons. Bases 1 to 546 code for a protein of 181 amino acids.
AUGGCGAGCAUCUCGGUCCCGCUUUCAAACACAGGCACACUAUCCAACAUCAUCGAAGGAUACAGUGCGGAAAAAUGGCAGCAGGAUACCGACGACCAGAUUCCUGAACCCAUGUUUUGGAUCACUCUCAUCACAAUCUCAGAAGCAAUCUACAACCUGACGACCGGAUUGACGUACACGCCGGGUAUGGACGAUGCAGCAGAAGCCUUUGGGUGGAUACCAAAAGUGCAUCGCGACAUCAAGCCCAGCAACGUCUUCCUUAUGGAGCCUCAGGAACCCUUCGCUUCUUUCCCGCGGCCUGUGCUAGCAGACCUCGAUGAUAUGCUCGAGCUCUUCGGAUAUGAGGAGUAUACCAAGAAGUACCACUUGUUUACCCGAGGCUACGCUGCACCCGAGAACAAUAUCGAGCUGCACACUCUAGACCCCGACUCCCAAGGCUUCGGCUACUUCCAACGGCAACCACUCUCCUGCAAAACAGACAUCUGGUCUCUGGGCACCUCGCUUUUCCAAGCAUACUAUUCCCGUGCUGGCGCCUACGAUGAAUGA